CCAGGACUCUAAUUACACUCUUAGUGACCAGACAAUAUUGACCCCUAGGUCUUUAAAUGUCACUUUUCUUCAUUGUUGUUUGUUUUUUUGUUUUGCAUAAUGUACGAUUUCAGUGGCUGGCGCUGAAGGUCAAGCCUCCACCUGCCAUGCCAGCAUCAAGUUCCUGCUGCUCGACUUCUGAUCCAGCUCCCUGCUAAUGGCUUGGGAGCUUUUAGUGGUACAGGGCUAUUGGCACAGAGGCUGCUGAAAACCACUUAGCUCCUCGUCCCUCACUAACUCCCUGCCUAGCCCGUAUCAAUAGGGAUGAAGUGGAUGCGCAAUGUGGAGACCCCAGGGAGGUAAAACGACCAGUAACAUACCACACCAACCUUGAAAAUCCCAGGUGUCUGCAUCUAACCUCAGAGAGCAGCCAUGUGGACUGUGACAUCAGCAAAGCCACAGGCAGGGCUCCCCCUAUGCCCCUGCCCUGGAUAUGUGUUCCAGUUACCAGAAAUAAAACUUCAGUAUUUAAUAUUUGCUCUACUGAGUUUCAGUUUUGCUUUGGACAAUUAUUCCUCCGAUUUUCCUGUCCACUUCUCUUUUUGGAAUGGAAAUGUUUGUAACUCAGAUUUUUUUGCAGGCUCACAACUGGAGAAAUUUGCCUUGAAUCUAAUGUGAGAUUUUGGACUUUGAAAUUUUACUUUAAUGCUGGACUGAGUCAAAACUUUGGGACUUAGGGGUAUGGAAAGGUGCAUAUGUGAGAAGGAUAAGAGUUUCAGGGGGCCAGAGGCAGAAUACUAUGGCUUGAAUAUAUGUCCCCAAAACUCAUGCAGAAGUUUAAGCUUCAAAGUCAUGACUUCAUAGCAUUUAAAGUGUAUUCACCUAAUCUAUUUACCAUGUUUGAAGUUGGAGUCUCUAGGAGAUGGGUGGAUUGGACUGGGUCUUUUAAGAUGAUGUCUCCAUGAUUAAAUCCUGGUGGCUGUUGCCGGCGCCGCGGCUCACUAGGUUAAUCCUCCGCCUUGCAGCGCCGGCACACCAGGUUCUAGUCCCGGUCGGGGCGCCGGAUUCUGUCCCGGUUGCCCCUCUUCCAGGCCAGCUCUCUGCUGUGGCCAGGGAGUGCAGUGGAGGAUGGCCCAAGUCCUUGGGCCCUGCACCCGCAUGGGAGACCAGGAUAAGUACCUGGCUCCUGCCAUUGGAUCAGCGCGGUGCGCCGGCCGCAGCGCGCUAGCCGCGGGGGCCAUUGGAGAGUGAACCAACGGCAAAAGAGACCUUUCUCUCUCUGUGUCUCUCACUGUCCACUCUGCCUGUCAAAAAAAAAAAAAAAAAUCCUGGUGGCUGUAGGAGACACACACAGACACAGACGUGUACUUUCCCUGUCUCUUGUCAUGUGAUGCUCUGUGCUACCUCAAGACUCUGAAAGCAACAAAGUUAUCAUCAGAUGCCAAACCAAAAGGCCUAUUCGAUCUCAUAACAUGAACCAUCAAAAUCCACCUCUUAAUAAAGUCAAUGUCUUGGGAAUUUUGUUGUAGUAACUAAAAACUGACUAAAACAGUCCCUCUGCCUUCUACCCUGAAAAUAUCUAAAAGUAUACCAUAAUUUUGGUAAAAUAUUUUGGAUAAUGUUAAGCCAAAAGCAUUGCAUAGUAUAUGUAUUUGUUACUAACAAGGCACCAAAAGAAAUGUGAAUACUGGACCUCAACUUAUUAUUUAAAUGUAAUCAGGGGCAGGCUGUGUAGCACAGCAGUUGAGACACCACUUGGGAAACUCACAUCCCAUAUCAGAGUGACUGGGUUCAAGGCCUCAAUCUGCUUCUGAUCCGGUUUCCUGCUAACAGACACACUGGAAAACAUCAGGUGAUGACUCAAGUACUUGGGUCCUGCCACCCACAUGGGAGACCCAGAUGGAGUGCCAAGUUCCUGAGUUUGACCUAGCUUAGCCCACGCAGCUUUGGAUAUUUGGGGACAGAACCUGUGAAUGGAAGAUCUUGGUCAAUUUCUCUUUCUCAGUAAUCAAAUGUGAUAUUUAUACCAAUUGCCAACUGAUAGCAUACACUGAGAGCAUGCUAUUGAAAAGAAUUUCUAAGUUGUGAGAAUCAAAAUAGAGUCGCUGUAUCAACCCUAACAAAAAAAUAAAAUCAGGUUAUGAAGAACAUGUAAUAGCCUAAUAGCAACCAUCACAAAAGACUGCCAGAACUACAGCAUUACAACAGAGGCCAGUACAGUCUCACACACAAACUACUUCUCAUUAACAUCCAUCCAGCAGUGCAACCUCAGACAUCACCCUCAUAAUCACGGCCAAAGAUUAUUGUUUCAAAAUGUUCCACAUCAGUCUCCUCAUUUUGGCCUUCAAAAACUUCCCCUUGCCUCAAUGUGUUUGUGCUCAUGUUUACUCUGGAAGAUGUAUUCCUAUGGCAUUGCUCCUUUAUUCCCAGAUAAAUACCAUUAUUCUUUGGAGAAUCUCUCUCUAUAGAUUGGAUGGAUGGAUGGAUGGAUGGAUAGAUGAUAGCUAGACACUGGCCUAAUCUGCUAUAUCCACGGAAUUUAGAUGUUUAUCAUUUAUAAUAUUCCACAUCAUUUUCCUCGAAACCAUGUAACAUCUGAUACAGCAAGUUUCUUAAAAGCCAUCCUGAGGUAUUCACCUGUUGGAACUGCUCUGUAGCAUGUGCACGAAGUAGGAAAGAACGCAGGAGGUGGGAGCGAGGGUUUGUACCUGCAGAGGAUUGGAGAGAGCGUCCCCCGGUCUGAAAGGGCCUCCCUGCACUAUCCUGGGUGUUGCAACUUCACAUUCUCGUUUUAACGAGUACAAAUAGCACACGACAAACACACGUGUCCCUUUUUACGUUUUAAGUUAGCUUGGAGGGUGUUGAAAGCGGUGCCGUGAACCUCUACAUUGGAGAUUUUGUUGUAGUCAACUGUGUAGUAGCGUUUGAGUAGGGAUCAGGAGGGCGUGGACGAGCGUGCAUGUGUUGUUAGCAGAAAAGGGGCACGGCCCAGAGAUCUCAGCAUUGGGGAACUGAAAGCCUUAAAGCCGGCGUCUCUAUCCCUGCAUCCGACCAAGAGCAAGGCCACCGUGGUUUCUAACGGCAGCAACCAAGGCUCCAGGAGGUGACCGCACCGCCACUGCACCACUGUCCGCAGCUGCGCGCCAGGCUCGCGCGGCGGUAUUUACGGCAGCCGAGUUUUGCACGCGCGACGGUACUUACGGUAACAGGGCUGGCCAGGCCGCAAUAUUUACGGUAACGAGAUGCAGCCCGGGCGGCAGUAUUUACUGUAGCGGGGCUGGGGCGGCGGCGGGGUUUACGGUAACGGGGGCCGGGCUCGCCGAGGCCCGUCGGCUCGGUCAGCUCCCGGCGCCAUCAGGUGAUCUCCAGCCCGGGCGACCGCCACCUCCGGCACCCAACGGAAAAUGCAAAAUGGCCCUCGGGGGCAGUGAGGGGCCGUGGCCCUCAGGGGCCCGCCGCAACUCCGCCCCGCGGCCGGCGGACCGCAGCACCACGCCGGGUCCGAGAGCAGCCCCCUCGAGCCCCUCCGCGGGGACCCCGGCCUGAACCCAGCCGCCCUCGGCGCUUCGACCCCCUGUCCGGCGCGUCCCCUACGCCCACAUGGGUCUGUGCUACAGUCUGCGGCCGCUGCUCUUCGGCGGCCCCGAAGAAGCCCCCUGCGAGGCUUCGGAACCGCCCGGGGAGGAUGCGCGGCCGACGCCCGCCCCGGCCCCGGCCCCGGCCCCGGUCCUGGCCCUGGUCCCCGCCCGAGCAUCCGCGCAGGCGGCGGGGGGCGACGCGGCCCGGACCCUGCUCCCUCGGGCAGGCGGUGGGAGCCCGGCGUGCGCGCGGCCCAAAGCGGCCCCGCAGAAGGAGAAGAGGCGGCGCGGGGACCAGCUGAGCGCCGAGGAGCGCGAGGCUGCGCGGGAGGCAAAGAAAGUGAGCCGGGGCAUCGACCGCAUGCUGCGCGAGCAGAAGCGCGACCUGCAACAGACGCACCGGCUGCUGCUGCUGGGGGCUGGUGAGUCCGGGAAAAGCACUAUCGUCAAACAGAUGAGGAUCCUGCACGUCAAUGGAUUCAAUCCCGAGGAAAAGAAACAGAAAAUCCUGGACAUCCGGAAAAAUGUUAAAGACGCGAUUGUGACAAUAGUGUCCGCGAUGAGUACCAUUAUACCCCCAGUUCCACUGGCCAACCCGGAGAACCAGUUUCGAUCAGAUUACAUCAAGAGCAUCGCGCCGAUCACUGAUUUUGAGUAUUCACAGGAAUUCUUUGAUCAUGUGAAGAAGCUCUGGGAUGAUGAAGGAGUGAAGGCAUGCUUUGAGAGGUCAAACGAGUACCAGUUGAUCGACUGCGCGCAAUACUUCCUGGAACGGAUCGACAGCGUCAGCCUGGUUGACUACACGCCCACAGACCAGGACCUCCUCAGAUGCAGGGUUCUGACCUCGGGGAUUUUCGAGACACGAUUCCAAGUGGACAAAGUGAACUUCCAUAUGUUCGAUGUUGGUGGCCAGCGGGAUGAGAGAAGAAAAUGGAUCCAGUGCUUCAAUGACGUCACCGCCAUCAUCUACGUGGCUGCCUGCAGCAGCUACAACAUGGUGAUCCGUGAAGACAACAACACCAACAGGCUGAGGGAGUCCCUGGACCUCUUCGAGAGCAUCUGGAACAACAGAUGGUUACGGACCAUUUCUAUCAUCCUGUUCUUGAACAAACAAGAUAUGCUGGCAGAAAAAGUCUUGGCAGGGAAAUCAAAAAUCGAAGACUAUUUCCCAGAGUACGCAAACUACACUGUUCCUGAAGAUGCAACACCAGAUGCGGGAGAAGACCCCAAAGUGACCCGAGCCAAGUUCUUUAUCCGGGAUCUCUUUUUGAGGAUCAGCACAGCCACGGGCGACGGCAAGCACUACUGCUACCCCCACUUCACCUGCGCCGUGGACACGGAGAACAUCCGCCGCGUGUUCAACGACUGCCGCGACAUCAUCCAGCGGAUGCACCUCAAGCAGUACGAACUCUUGUGAGACCCCGCCCCGCCCCACCGCGCCGCCCCCUGCUCCCUUCUACCCCACGGGUGGAGCGCCCCUGUGGACUGUGUGUCUGUCGCCCCAUGCCACGGUAGGACGUAGUUUUUAGUGUCACCUGGCCACCGUCUGUCCCAUCCUGGUACGUCCCGUGUGUGACCGACCACCAAGCCUCCGGCUACCUCUGUGCCCCCUGACGCCAGGUUUGGUUCCGUAGCUUUCUGUUCUCACUGAGCACAGCCUGCCACAGGUUCCCUGUGGCUCACCGGUUUGUGUCACGGCAAAUGCCCACUAUGACAGGAUUGACACUGCAGUGAAAUCUCCCUGGGCCGGGGCUCCUUGUACUCACUCCCUCAUCCACCGAUCAGCAAGGAGAGUUGGUAGACAAGGAGAAAGCACACAUGAUUGCAAAGUAUGUGUACAGUGCUGUGCACCAUGACUGUCCCAUCACCCUGCGCACACACACACACACACACACACAAGGCUACAGGCUAACAGGUGGCCGGCCCUUCCGAUCCACACCAUCCAGGACUUAGGGUAGACCCCAAGGGAUAGGGUGACAAGAAACCUUUUUCCAUCACACUGACAGUGGCUGCCAGCUUCGGGCAUUUGAAUUAGAGUUACUUGGCAGAAAACCUGAUAGAGUUAGCUGGCAGUUACCUGGUGGGCAGAAGAUCUACCACACUUCCUCCUGCAAAAAUGUGUCCCAUCUAAAAAUAUUUCUCUGUACUUCCACAAAAUUUAGGUGUAGUCUCCUUUCCCUUUUCUUUUCUUUUUGUUGCUGGGUUCUUACAUUGUACAGACCACAAGAUGUAAUAUUCUUUUGUAUCACUACUAAAGAAAAAUCCUUGUAGAUUUCCGUGCCUUGAUUAUGGCUAACCCUGUAAAAAGAAACGUGUUCUUGUUGUGCUCCACAGCUAGUGUCAAUGUUACCUUUAAAAGGCAAUGAAUGAUAGCUGUAGAAUUUAGAGUAUUUUUUAUCAGGUAGUACUUUAUAAAAUCCUCCUUCGUAAGAAAAUGAUAGAAAUGGCACGUCCUGCCGCCACACCCUACCGACAACGGUGUGACGACGCCACAAGCUGCUGCAGCCACCUGCUUGCACUUCUCUGCGCUCAGCUGUACACACCUGAACUCGGCUCAAAGGCAAAACUGUCAUCUCAUCUUCCUUCAGAGAAUCAGGGGUCUUCAGCCCUUUCAGACAAUGUGUUUCUUGAUUGCUUUGCUGGUUCAAGACUUCUUCAGGCCUCCUAGGGGACACAGGGCAGCCAUUGCCUUAGUCAGAGCCUGGGGCACAAGCGCCAUCAGACAAACAUCAGAUAGACACAUGGGUGUCAAUGUGUGCACCUGACCCAGAGGAAGAAGGGCAGUGUCAAUGUACACCCAACAUACAUGGCUGUCCCGCACACAUGUAGGAUUUGCAAAUGCAACCUCAAAAGUUAGG
Messenger RNA from Oryctolagus cuniculus (rabbit), 6415 nucleotides. It is a transcript of the gene GNAL, whose product is annotated as G protein subunit alpha L. Gene Ontology annotation, biological process: adenylate cyclase-activating dopamine receptor signaling pathway; sensory perception of chemical stimulus. The record is from RefSeq and is a predicted model, not a curated record. Gene Ontology annotation, cellular component: cytoplasm; heterotrimeric G-protein complex. Lineage: Eukaryota; Metazoa; Chordata; Mammalia; Lagomorpha; Leporidae. Gene Ontology annotation, molecular function: G protein-coupled receptor binding; GTPase activity; G-protein beta/gamma-subunit complex binding.